Dendronephthya gigantea is the source of this 1799-nucleotide messenger RNA. Its product is annotated as guanine deaminase-like. NCBI's taxonomy places the organism in Eukaryota, Metazoa, Cnidaria, Anthozoa, Malacalcyonacea, Nephtheidae. Gene Ontology annotation, cellular component: cytosol. The record is from RefSeq and is a predicted model, not a curated record. Gene Ontology annotation, biological process: guanine catabolic process. Gene Ontology annotation, molecular function: zinc ion binding; guanine deaminase activity.
UUUGGCUUCACUUAAACAGUAGCCAAAUGAACGAAUUUACUACUCCAUAUCUAUAUAUAUAGAGCUAAAUGUGGCGACCCUGCAUAUAAACAAGGGCUAGAAGUUACGCUUAUCCGAUACAUAAAAAUGGAGCCAUUCGCAAUCACUGGGACGAUUGUCGAUUGCUCUUCUGAUGAAUCAAGGAAUUUGAGAAUUAACCAGCAAGCGUUACUUGUGAUCAACCGUCAAGGAACUAUAGUCUAUCGUGGUGUUUUAGAUGAUUUAAACAAGGCAAAAGAGGAAUUUGAUGUGACCGAAGUAAUUGAAUUGCGAGAUCAUGACGAAUUUCUUUUACCGGGCUUUAUUGACACUCAUAUUCACGCCUCACAAUAUCCUAAUUGUGGACUUGCACUUGACCUAUCCCUAUUAAAAUGGCUUGAGAAUUACACCUAUCCUUUAGAAGCUAAAAUAGGGCAAGAUCUUAACUUUGCUAGAAAAGUUUACGAAUCUGUGGUUUCGUCCACUCUAAGUCAUGGCACAACCACAGCUGUGUAUUUCGCAACAAUUCAAGAAGAAGCUUCGGUAAUACUUGCCGAAACAGCGUCGCGUUUGGGUCAGAGAGCUUUCGUUGGAAAAGUCAAUAUGGAUCAAAAUUCGCCAGAUUAUUACCGUGAGGGGACUCGAGAAUAUAUCGCUGCUACCAAGUCGUUUGUCAACCGCGUGUUCGACUUCGAGAUGAAAAGCGAUUUGGUUGAGCCAAUUAUCACACCACGGUUCGCACCGACAUGCACAAGAGUACUGCUUGAAGAGCUUGGAACACUCGCCAAGGAGAAGGGCUUGAGAAUCCAGACACAUCUUAGCGAAUGUCCAUCUGAAGUGGAAUGGGUACGCAAAUGUUUUCCAUGGUCCAAGAACUACACCGAUGUCUACAAUGCAACCGGUAUUCUUACGGAUAAAACUAUUUUAGCACAUGGAAUUUUCCUAGACCACGCGGAGUUGUCUGUUAUUAAGAGUGUUGGCGCCGGAAUCGCACACUGUCCAAAUUCCAAUAAUUCAAUCCGCUCAGGUAGUAUGGCAGCUGCUAACCUUCAAGGCGUUAAAGUUGGUCUUGGAACUGAUUGCAGUGGUGGUUACUCUCCUUCGAUGAUAAAUGCAAUGAGAUUUGCCAUUUCUACCUCCAAUAACAUGUACAUGGCCAAAGAAUGCGAAACGUCUUUCCAUUACAACGACGUAAUAUCGUUAGCAACUCGUGGUUCGGCGAAAGUUUGUGGCGUAGAAGAUAAAGUCGGGGGUUUCGAUAUUGGCUUCCAAUUUGACGCGCUUCGAAUUCGCAUGAGUGUCUCCAACGAUACACGGCUCUUUGGCUUUGAAACCGUCGAAGAUAUGAUUCAUAAAUUUGUCUUUCUUGGAGAUGAGCGAAAUUUGGUUCAAGUUUUUGUUAAGGGGAAGUGUGUCAAGAAUCUUUUAUUCGCCGAAACGCAAUAUAACUGAUAAUAGAUAACUAUAAUGCAUAUAAAUAUAUUACAUGGAACAAUAGUUUUUUAUUAUCUAAAGUAUAUCGCGGCUAUAUAUAGCCUAUGUAUUUUUUUACAGUUCCAAUCAACAAUUUUCACAAUCAAUUUGAGAUUCUUACAGGGAUUGAAAUAUGAAUGUAAUCAUUACGCUGUGUUUGUAUGAAAUAUAAAGUCUCAAAAACCUAUUUCAUACCAUACUCCUUUUACCUCAAUUAAUAGUCAAAAUGACAAUUAGUUAGGGAUAUAUAGGUCAUAGCCCCUCAUAUAGGGCUACUUAAGUCGUUAACAAGAAAGCGGAUAGUCACG